Molecule: messenger RNA, 1556 nt
Organism: Striga asiatica
Lineage: Eukaryota; Viridiplantae; Streptophyta; Magnoliopsida; Lamiales; Orobanchaceae
Source: the annotation of a GenBank genome assembly
CCCAAGUCAUGCGGCAAUCAGUCGUCUUUGCGGGCGCGUUAUCAACUCCGACUCCAGCUCAAGCCGCUGCCCAUUUCCUUCUAACGGCGCUUUGAACAAUUCCGUUGCCGUUAACGUCAAAUUGUGAUUAAUUAACACCCCUAAAACCCCAUACCAAACGGGAUUGAUUCUCCACGCACCAAACUGCACAGGCAUCUUCUUCAUAAUAAUCAAUCAUCACUAUCACUCACUGUCAACUCUCUCUCUCUCCUUCUCUCUCACACACACGCACGCGAAAUUCUUUUUCUAUAUAAAAUCUCUGCCCUCUGAUAAAAAGCGCAGCACAAAAAGCUGGUAGCCCUCCGAGUCACCACCACCAUCACUGCCGUUCAUUGUAAUAAGUGAAAAGAGGGGAAAAAAAAUGAGAGGAAAAAGAGUACGAAAUUCAGAAAUCAAUCACCAGUUGUGAGCGAUUUUGUGGCUUUCUUAAUUUCGUAUAUCGGAGAAAUUGUGCUCACACAUGGGAAGGUGCUCGAGAAAACGCGACGGAUCAGGUGAGCUGGCGGCGGCGGUGGCCAAGAGGAGGAGGGAGACGGCGUUUGGAGAAUCGGAGAUCUCGACGUCCUCGGUUCAGCUCAAAACGCGCCGCUCAGCCGCGUCGCCGCCGGAGAAUGAGAUCUCGCCUGAGAAUUCGGUGGAUUCCGGCAGCUCUGCAUCCUCCUGUUGCUCGAGCGGCGGAUCGAGUGAGAGCCCGGGAUUUGCAGAUCUGAAGGAAAAUGCGGUGGCUGUGGAGUAUUUCGCGACAUCAGCUGGCCAUUCGGUGGAUUUCAGAGACAGGAGAGAGAAUUCGCCGUCCAGCGAGGUCCAGACCGAGUCGGGAGAGCUGGAGUCGACGGCGGGCCCGCCGAGUGCGCCCGAUUCCCGCCGUACCACCACGGCGGAGAAAAUGCCGACGGAAGCGGAACUCGAAGAAUUCUUCGCCGCCGCUGAGAAGAAUAUCCAGAAACAAUUUCUCGAGAAGUAUAACUAUGAUAUAGUGAAGGAUGAGCCAGUAGAAGGGCGGUACGAGUGGGUCCCAGUUGAGCUGAAGCCAUGAACGAAGAAGAGGGAAAUUCUGAAAAUCUCCAGUUAAGUGAACCGAAAUGAGUAAUGGUGGCUGAUUUGAAGAUUAAGUUUCCACUAAUCUGAAGAUUUAAGUUUUCUUUAUUAGGGAUUUGUCAAUUUAGGUUUAAUUUCUGGUUAAAUGAAUUAAUUAGAUGCAAUGUAUAGGCAAAUUGAUCUCUAUUUGAUUUCUCUUUUGAAUUCCCAUGUUUUUCUGCUCUGCUGCAUAUAUAAAUUCUGCAAGUAGUGUGACUGUGUAGAUCAGGAAAAGAAGAUGAAAUAAUUAUCAGAAGCUUUUGCUCAGUAUUAUGUGUUUGCAUUAUGAAUUUACUUUUUACGAGAAAUAAUUAAUUUGUUUCUGAAAAAAGAGGGAAAAAAAGAGAGUUGAAAAUUGAAGGUUGAAUUGUAGCCAAUAAAUGCGUGAAUUAUUUUAGUGAGGUGGGAAGAAAAGAUGAAUUGCUUUCUGCAAGGGGCCA